Messenger RNA from Fragaria vesca subsp. vesca, 2386 nucleotides. RefSeq lists its product as uncharacterized. Lineage: Eukaryota; Viridiplantae; Streptophyta; Magnoliopsida; Rosales; Rosaceae. The transcript has 5 exons. Bases 65 to 1858 code for a protein of 597 amino acids. The record is from RefSeq and is a predicted model, not a curated record. Gene Ontology annotation, molecular function: ADP binding.
AGAAGAAAUACAUGCAGCUGCAGAUGGGACCUUCCGGCAUUUAAGAGAGUUGCACCUUUACGGGAUGCGGAAGCUGAUGAAUCUUGGAGAUGAUAGUUUCGGACCAGCAAGCCUAUAUUUUCCAAAAGUGGAAAUUCUGAAGCUACAAGAGUGUGACAUCAUAAAGAAUUUAAGAUCAUCUGCAAUAUCCUUCAUCUAUCUAACAACUCUGCAAGUGAUUCGUUGUAAGGGAUUGAAAUACUUAAUAUCUUUCUCCAUGGCCAAAAGUUUGAUGCAACUCACAAAACUAGAAGUUCGUGAUUGUGAAGAAAUGAUAGAAAUAGUUGCCAGCAGUGGAAAUGAUGAUGCAAGAAAUGAGAUUGAAUUCAAGAUGUUGAAACAUUUGGAACUGUCUGCUCUACCUAGUCUGAGAGGCUUUUGCUCCGGAACUCACACUGUCAAAUUCCCGUCCUUGGAAAAUUUAUGGAUGACUGGUUGCACUCAACUGGAGGGAUUCAUCUUUGACCCUACAGAUCAAAGUACACUUGGCAACGAUAUCGAAGACGCCAACUCAAAUGAAAAAAUUGACACUGGAGUAGUGCAACGAUUCCUUUUGAACAACAAGGUUGAACUACCGAGGUUGAUGAGCUUGUCACUCGAGGGUCUAACAAAGUUGACCGCAAUAUGGCACAAUCAACUAUCUGAUAACUCUUUUGACGGUGAAAAUCUAAACUCGGUAGUAAUUGAUUCUUGUAAGAGCUUGAAAUAUAUAUUUCCAGCGACCGUGGCCAAAAGACUUCAGAGGUUAAGCAAGUUGACAGUGAACGAGAGUGGGGUGGAGGAAAUCAUUGCAAUCGAAGAAGAACCACAAACAAUACCAUUGUUUAUUUUCUCAAAAGUCACCUGUGUGAAUUUCACAGAACUGCCCAAUCUUACAAGUUUCUAUCCGGCCAUGCAUGCUUCCAGUUGGCCAGCCCUUCAAGAGUUGGCGGUUGUUGGAUGUUACAAAGUGGAGAUUAUGGCUGAGGCACUUGCUAGCUUUCAAGAGAAAUAUGAGUCAAGCCUGUCCACUCCAACUAAACAAACUCUCUUUUCGAUUGAGAAGGAUUCUUUCCCCAGCUUGGAAGACUUGACACUAUGCAGCAUGGAGAGUUGGAAUGGUCCACUACCAGUCCACAUCUUUAGAAAACUAAAGUCCCUUGUGGUUUGUUGUCCACAGUCCAAGUCAGUUGUUUUCCUUGACAAAUUACUCGACGAAGGAAACUCUAGUACUACUACUAGUAUUAGGGAAAGAGAUGAUGCAGUUCAGAACGGGACCCUUCCAAAUUUAAGAAAGCUGCAACUUUGGAAAAUGGGCAACCUGAUGCAUCUUGGAGAGGAUAACUCACAAUCAUCCCCCCGCAUCCCAAAUUUUCCAAACCUGGAAAUUCUAGACGUGCAGGGUUGUCACAGCUUAAGGAAUCUGAGAUCAUCCACAAAAUCCUUCGACAAUCUAACAACUUUGCAAGUAAGUGUUUGCAACGGGUUGGAGUACUUGAUAACAUACUCCAUGGCCAACAGCUUAACGCAACUCACAACAUUGGAAGUCGAGGACUGCCCAAGACUGGUGCAAAUAGUGGGAAGCAAUAAAGACCACGAUUCAAGAAAUGAGAUUACAUUCAGAAGGUUGAAACAUCUGAAACUAUCUGCUCUACCCAGAUUGCAAAGCUUUUGUUCCGGAAAUUGGCUUGCUAAACUCCCGUCCUUGGAAACUUCAACCAUGAGCAACCGCCUCAAAUUGAAGAUUUUCGCAGCUGACGACCAAUCGUUACAGCUAACAAUCGAAGAGGAAGACACAGAUGUUGAUUACUACGUGGCGAGGUACCCUGCUGAGGAAUGAGGAUAGUACUGAUUUCGUAUCUUAACCAUAUUUCACUACUCCACUACUCCACCUUGCUUCCAUUGCUCGUAUCUUAUGAUCUGACUGCAGUGGUAGAUUGUACACCAAAGUGUGUGCAUUCGUGGCCGGGUUAAAAUUAACUUAUGGCAUGGGCUAUGCGCACCAAGUGUAAGAAAAUGAUUGUGUGGGGAAUUUGUUGCAUUUCAAUUCUUAUGCUUCUAUUGCUUUACAUGUGUAUUAGUUUCUUUCUACUUGCCAAUAAAGGAAGAACCAACAACAUGACAGAAGAGAACAGAGUGAUUCAUAUUGGAGCUCUCCCCAUUGUUGUGUAACCGAGAGCUAUGGAGCUUAUUUUUGUUUUUCUUUCAGCUUAAUAUGUUACUGUAAUUGCUGAUCUGGGAAUCUUCAUUUGUUAGCUGCAUUUGCACUUUGUCUUUUUGCUUAAUUGACUGUUAAUGAGGCUUCUAGAAAGAAGGAAGAAUAAGUUUGGAUUCAGUGUCUCGGUGAUUUUACUUGCAUGUAAUCCUG